AUGUUUCUAAAACAGACUAGAACUGACAAACAACAACAAGUAUCUGAUUUCCGUUUGCGUAAACCCAAAUGCAUACGAGUAAAAGAUCUAAGUGAUGCGACCUCUUCAUCUGCAAAUACCAAUAUUGGUUCUUCGUUGCCUAGUUUAGCAUCAAGUUCUUUAACUAUACAAGAGCAAGCUCAAGAUAUAUAUGAAGAAAAUGAGAUCCUGUCACUACAAUCGGAACUAAGUGAGGACUUUCCUAUAAACGGUGGAAAUGAUUUUUAUGACAAUAUUUCUAGUGAAAAUCAAAAUACAAAUAGAACAAAUCAAGAGUUUGAUGAGCAAGUGUAUGAUGGAAAUGAGAAGCAAAAUUACUACUCUGGAGAUACAGGGCCAUAUUUUCCAAACUUUACUAUAUUUUUGUUAUUUUUAUGGGUUACAAAACAUCAAAUAGGUUUAGAAGCAUACAAAGAUUUUGCAAAUAUUUGCCACGCUGUUACCCUCAACAAUCGCAACAUGCCAUCCACUUUUAAAUCCGUUGGUCAAACUUUAAUUUUUCCUUUAAAAAACAUUCUUCAUUGUGUACUAUCAAAUCCACAGUUGUGUAAGAACAUGUAUUUUGGCCCAGGUAUACACAGUGAAAACGGGCAUGAAUUAUGGCAUGGAGACCUUUGGCAAAAAUCACCAUUAUUUGGUGGGAAAAAUAUCAAAUUAAAUCAUGAUCCUCCACAUGGUCUGCCAGUACUUAAAUUUUUUCUAGACAUUUAUAUUGACAAGUUUGGUCCAUUUCGUAAUGCAUAUCAUGCCAUUGGUGGCAUUUAUUUACAGAUUGGCAAUAUGAAACAAGUUCUUCAUCAAAAGCUCAAAAACCAUUUUCUUCUUGGGUUUAUUCCUUUCACAGCCACAAGUGAUAAAGUACUUCAACCCCUUAUUGAUGAUAUUCAAGAACUUGAACAUGGGUAUAAACUGAAAAUUAAUAAUCAACAUGUAUGGGUUACAGGUGGAUUGGGAGUAUUACUAGUGAUUUACAAGAAGACUACAUUGCAGUUUGCUGCUAUGAAUGAUGCUCAGACUCAAAUUGAACAGGAUUUCCUUGCAACAGAAUAUGCUAAAGAAAUGCUUCAAAAAACUUUUGGAAUAUUAUCUACAACAGGGGAAGAUGAAUUUUUGAAAAUUUGGCACAACUUUGAAUUUCCUUCAACUUGGGCCCGUCAACAAAAUCCAAUUACCCAUUUAGGUUCAUACUUCUUUUCUGAUUAUCUUCAUCUAAGUAUGAUAAUGCCAUUUCUUAUUAAUCGAGCAAUAUCUACUACCAUGUUAAAUAAGGCAUUCAUUGAACAUUUGAUCACAUCAUGUGCCACUACAAAAAAACAUACAGUAGAUCAAUUGUUAAGUUUAUGUGUAUCUUUUUCUAAAAUGGCAUUUCUAGUAUUUCGCAAAGAACUUUCUGAGACUGAUUAUAAUAAUCUGCAACAAAGUAUAAUGGCAUGGGCUGUACAGGUUACAAAAAUUUUUCCUAGUGUUUACUUGACUACCAAAUUUUCAUAUUCUACACCAUUUUAUUAUGCAUGUAAAUAA
Entrophospora sp. SA101 is the source of this 1560-nucleotide messenger RNA. The record is from the annotation of a GenBank genome assembly. NCBI's taxonomy places the organism in Eukaryota, Fungi, Glomeromycota, Glomeromycetes, Entrophosporales, Entrophosporaceae.